Molecule: messenger RNA, 11370 nt
Organism: Drosophila subobscura
Lineage: Eukaryota; Metazoa; Arthropoda; Insecta; Diptera; Drosophilidae
Gene: ds
Product: protein dachsous
Exons: 11
Coding region: 340-11112 (3590 amino acids)
Biological process (GO): homophilic cell-cell adhesion
Cellular component (GO): plasma membrane
Molecular function (GO): calcium ion binding
Source: RefSeq, a predicted model, not a curated record
AAAAGAGUAAAAGGCGAAUAAAAAAGCUAAAACAAAAAAAGAGAAAAAGAAAUAUUGUUCAACAAGUCAAACGAGUUCUUUUUUCUUUUUGGCUCGCUUUGGCCGUGUGGCACAAACAACAACAGCAGCAACAACAACGCGACUCCAACAUUGUGUGGUGUGUGGUGGCAGAGGCAGAGGCAGAGGCAGCAGCUCUGCAAUUGUUGGUGUAUUUGCGCCUUUGGUGAAAAAUAUUGGCAGCAGCCGCAGCCCCCUCUUGGGAGGGAAAACACGGAACCGAAACAGAGGCCACCGCAAAAUCUUUCUUCAUGAAAAUGGUGGAACGAUGCAACCAGCGCCAUGCGGCAACACACGAGUAGCGCCAUGAGUGCAGCAUUGGCAUCCACAGCGAUGCAGCCGCAGCCGCAGACGCAGCUGAAAACUGCGACCAGAAACCACCAAAACACAAUGACAGCAGCAGCCACCACAGUGCACAGUGUCCACAGUGCACCCUCAAAGGAUUACACAAUGUUCCAUCGCUGCCGGAGACGCAUAGCCACUCCACCGCUCCUCCUGCUGCUGUGCCUGUGCCUGUUGCAUGCCACACAGGCGGCAUCCAGCGACAAGGAGCGGGAGCGCAAGCUGGAGGUGUUCGAGGGCGUGCCCGUGGACCACCAAAUCGGUUACAUUGGCGACUUCGAUGGCAUCGACAGCGGGCCGCCCUACAUUAUUGUGGCGGAGGCGGGCGUCGAGACGGAUCUGGCCAUAGACCGCACGACCGGAGAGAUACGCACGAAGGUCCGGCUGGACAGGGAGACGCGCGCCUCCUACAGCCUGGUGGCCAUUCCGCUGAGCGGACUCAAUGUCCGUGUGGUGGUCACCGUCAAGGAUGAGAAUGAUAAUGCGCCAACGUUCCCGCAGCCCGCGAUGCACAUUGAGUUCCCGGAGAACACGCCGCGGGAGGUGAAGCGCACGCUGCUGCCCGCGCGGGAUCUCGACCUGGAGCCGUACAACACGCAGCGCUACAACAUUGUGUCCGGCAAUGUCAAUGACGCGUUCAGACUCAGCUCCCACAGGGAGCGCGAUGGCGUGCUCUAUUUGGAUCUGCAGAUCAGCGGCUUCCUCGAUCGCGAGACCACGCCCGGCUACAGUUUGCUCAUCGAGGCGCUGGAUGGCGGCACGCCGCCACUGCGUGGCCUCAUGACUGUCAACAUAACCAUUCAGGAUGUGAAUGACAAUCAGCCGAUCUUCAAUCAGAGUCGUUACUUUGCCACCGUGCCGGAGAAUGCCACCGUGGGCACGAGUGUGCUGCAGGUUUAUGCCUCGGACACGGACGCCGAGGAGAAUGGCCUCGUGGAAUAUGCCAUCAACCGGCGGCAGAGCGACAAGGAGCAAAUGUUUCGCAUUGAUCCGCAAACGGGAGCAAUCUUUAUCAACAAAGCGUUGGAUUUUGAGACCAAGGAGCUGCACGAGCUCGUCGUCGUGGCCAAGGACCACGGCGAACAGCCGCUGGAGACGACGGCCUUCGUGUCCAUCCGUGUGACCGAUGUGAAUGACAAUCAGCCGACGAUCAAUGUGAUUUUUCUCAGCGAUGAUGCCUCGCCCAAGAUCUCAGAGUCCGCGCAGCCGGGGGAGUUUGUGGCACGCAUUUCGGUGCACGAUCCCGACUCCAAGACGGAGUACUCGAACGUGAACGUCUCGCUGAAUGGCGGCGAUGGACACUUUGCUUUAACGACACGGGACAGCAGCAUUUACUUGGUGAUUGUUAAUCUGCCGCUGGAUCGGGAGUCCACCUCGAACUACACGCUCAGUGUGGUGGCCACGGACAAGGGCUCACCGCCGUUGCAUGCCUCCAAAUCGAUAUUCCUGCGCAUCACCGAUGUCAACGACAAUCCGCCGGAGUUCGAGCAGGAAUUGUAUCACGCGAAUGUCAUGGAGGUGGCAGAUCCGGGCACAUCCGUGCUGCAGGUGCUGGCACACGAUCGCGAUGAGGGUUUGAACUCGGCUCUGAGCUACGCGCUGGCGGAGACACCCGAGACGCAUGCGCAGUGGUUCCAGAUUGAUGCCCAGUCGGGGCUGAUCACCACCCGCUCGCACAUUGAUUGCGAAACGGAGCCGGUGCCGCAGCUGACGGUGAUUGCCAGGGAUGGCGGACAGCCGCCACUGUCAUCCACGGCCACCGUGCUCGUCACCAUCCACGACGUCAACGACAAUGAGCCGAUCUUCGAUCAGAGCUUCUACAAUGUCUCAGUGGCCGAGAACGAGCCCGUCGGCAGGUGCAUACUGAAGGUCUCCGCCAGCGAUCCCGAUUGCGGUGUCAAUGCCAUGGUCAACUACACUUUGGGCGAGGGCUUCAAGCACCUCACGGAGUUCGAGGUGCGCUCCGCCUCGGGUGAGAUUUGCAUUGCCGGGGAGCUGGACUUUGAGCGGCGAAGCAGCUACGAGUUUCCCGUGCUGGCCACCGAUCGUGGUGGACUGAGCACCACGGCCAUGAUCAAGAUGCAGCUGACGGAUGUCAACGACAAUCGUCCGGUGUUCUAUCCGCGGGAGUACAAUGUGUCGCUGAAGGAGUCGCCGCAGCAGACGCAGCCGCCAGCUGCGAGCAUACCCGUGGUGGCUGUGGUGGCCACCGAUGCGGAUUCGGGCAGCUUCGGGCAGGUCUCGUAUCGCAUUGUGGCCGGCAACGAGGCGGGCAUUUUCCGCAUCGAUCGCUCCUCGGGGGAGAUCUUCGUCACACGCCCCGACUCGCUCUCCGUGCGCACACAGCCGAUGCACAUGCUCAACAUUUCGGCCACCGAUGGUGGAGGUCUGCGCACCAGCUACGAUGCCGUUGUCUUCCUCAGCAUCAUCGAUGCCCUGCAACGGCCACCGAUCUUCGAGAAGGCGCGCUACAACUACUACGUCAAGGAGGAUAUUCCGCGUGGCACCGUCGUUGGCUCUGUGAUAGCCACAAGCGGCGAUACCGCCCAUCGAAGUCCCGUGCGCUACUCGAUAUACUCUGGCGAUCCCGAUGGUUACUUCAGCAUUGAGGCCAGCUCCGGCAACAUCAGGAUUGCACGUCCAUUGGAUCACGAGGCCAAGGCACAGGUGCUGCUGAAUAUUCAAGCCACGCUCGGGGAACCACCUGUCUAUGGCCACACACAAGUCAACAUCGAAGUGGAGGAUGUGAACGACAAUGCGCCGGAGUUCGAGGCGAGUCUGGUGCGCAUCUCUGUGCCGGAGAACGCCGAUCUGGGCACACCGCUCUAUGCGGCCCACGCACACGACAAGGACUCCGGCAGCAGCGGCCAAGUGACCUACAGCCUGGCCCGCGAGAAGCAGCUCUUUGCCAUAGAUCCGCGCUCCGGGCACCUCGUGUUGUCGCAGCAUUUGGAUUAUGAGUCCUCGCAGCGCCACUCGCUGAUUGUCACUGCCACGGAUGGCGGCGUGCCGCCGCUGGCCACCAACUUGACGAUACUGGUGGAUGUGCAGGAUGUGAACGACAAUCCGCCGGUGUUUGAGCGUGAGGAGUAUGCCGUGAAUGUGUCCGAAUCGCGCGCCGUGAACUCGCAGAUUGUUCAGGUGAAUGCCACAGAUCUGGAUACGGGCAACAAUGCGAGGAUUACCUAUCGCAUUGUGGAUGCUGGCGCGGACAAUGCCACAGUCGCUCCCGGUGUUGCCUCCGAUGUGGCACUGCACUUUGGCAUCUUCCCCAACUCGGGCUGGAUCUACCUUCGUGCUCCCUUGGAUCGGGAGACGCGUGAUCGCUACCAGCUUGUGGUCCUCGCCACGGACAACGGCACACCCGCAGCUCAUGCCAGGACACGCGUUGUGGUUCGUGUCCUCGAUGCCAACGACAAUGAUCCGCGCUUCCAGCGAGCCCAAUACGAGUUCCGCAUCGAGGAGAAUCUGCGCCGUGGCUCUGUUGUGGGUGUGGUAACGGCCAGGGAUCUGGAUCUGGGGGAGAAUGCUGCCAUACGUUAUAGUUUGCUGCCCGCAAACAGCAGCUUUCAGGUGCAUCCCGUCACAGGUGAAAUCUCAACGCGGGAGCCACUCGAUCGGGAGCUGCGUGAGCUGUACGAUCUGGUGGUGGAGGCUCGCGAUCAGGGCAUGCCCGUGCGCAGUGCCCGUGUGCCGGUGCGCGUGCACGUGAGCGAUGUGAACGACAAUGCGCCGGAGAUAGCCGACCCGCAGGAGGAUGUGGUGAGUGUGCGGGAGGAGCAGCCACCCGGCACAGAGGUGGUGCGCAUCCGGGCCAUUGACCGUGAUCACGGGCAGAAUGCAUCCAUCACCUACUCGAUCGUGAAGGGUCGCGACUCGGAUGGUCAUGGCUUGUUCAGCAUCGAUGCCGCCACGGGCGUGAUUCGCACUCGGGUUGUGCUCGAUCACGAGGAGCGCAGCAUCUACCGGCUGGGUGUGGCAGCCACGGACGGUGGCCAGCCGCCCAAAGAGACGCUGCGAAUGCUGCGCGUCGAGGUGCUGGAUCUCAACGACAAUCGGCCGACAUUCACCAGCUCCAGUCUGGUCUUCAGGGUACGAGAGGACGCUCAUGUGGGGCAUGUGGUGGGCUCCAUCACGCCCAGCGAGCGGCUGCUGCUGCUGGACAACAACAGCUUGGAGCAGUCCAACACGGAGGAUGAUUUGCGCGUCACGUACACACUGAAUCCUUUGACCAAGGACCUCAUUGAGGGCGCCUUUGACAUUGAUCGUCACACGGGCAACCUCGUCGUCGCCCGCCUGCUCGAUCGCGAGCUGCAAUCCGAGUUCCGACUGGAAAUACGCGCCCUGGAUACGACGGCCAGCAAUAAUCCGCAGAGCAGCGCCAUCACGGUCAAGAUCGAGGUGGCCGAUGUCAAUGACAAUGCGCCCCACUGGCCGCAGGACCCCAUCGAUCUGCGUGUGAGCGAAUCCACGCCCCUGGGCGCCAUUGUGCACAACUUUACGGCCACGGAUGCGGACACGGGCACCAAUGGGGAGCUGCAGUACCGCCUGCUGCGCUACUAUCCGCUGCUGAACGAGACACAGGAGCAGGCAAUGCCCAUCUUUGCCAUGGACUCGCUGACGGGUUCCCUCAGCCUGCAGGCGCCGCUGGACUUUGAGGCCGUGCAGGAGUACAUGCUCAUUGUACAGGCACUGGAUCAGUCCUCCAAUGUGAGCGAACGACUGCAGACCUCCGUCACAGUGAGGCUACGUGUCCUGGAUGCCAAUGACAAUGCGCCAGAGUUUGUCUCCCCCCAAACAAAGGGCGGCUCAGCCUCUAUUUUCCUCAGCGAUGCCACACGCAUUGGCGAAACGGUGGCACACAUUGUGGCCCUCGAUCGGGACGCUGGCGAGAACGCGCGCCUCACCUACGACAUUGCGGGUGGCAAUGGCGAGGGUCGCUUUCGCAUUAACUCGGCAACGGGUGUCAUAGAACUCGUCAAGUCACUGCCACCUGCCUCCGAGGAUGUGGACAAGAAUGGACGCUUUACGCUCCAGAUCAGCGCCAAGGAUCAUGGCAUGCCGGAGCCCAGGAAGAGCACGCUCAGCCUGCAGCUGCUCGUCCAAGGCAGCCACAACAAUCCGCCGCGCUUCCUGCAGGCGGUGUACCGCGCCACCAUACUGGAGAAUGUGCCCAGUGGCAGCUUUGUGUUGCAGGUCACUGCCAAGUCCUUUCAUGGCGGUGAAAAUGCAAAUUUGAGCUACAAAAUUCCCUCGGGCAUUGCUGGCGAUCUCUUUCACGUGGACUGGCAGCGUGGCAUUGUCACCACUCGCGGCUCAUUCGAUCGGGAGACACAAGCCAGCUACAUCCUGCCCAUCUAUGUGCGUGAUGCAAAUCGAUUGGCCAGCUCCUCCUCCACUGCAGUGCGCAAGCAGCGUUCCUCGGAGAAUGGUGCCGCGGAGAGCAACAGCGGACAGCACUUUGAUGUGGCCACCGUGAUCAUAACGAUUGGCGAUGUCAAUGACAAUGCACCGGAGUUCCGUGCGGGUUCGUGUUAUGGUCUGUCGGUGCCAGAGAACAGCGAGGCGGGCGUCAUUCAUACGGUGGUAGCCAGCGAUGUGGAUGAGGGCGCCAAUGCGGACAUCAUCUACAGCAUUACAGGCGGCAAUUUGGGCAACAAAUUCAGCAUCGAUGCCCGCUCCGGGGAGCUGAGCUGUCGCCCACUCGAUCGGGAGCAGCACUCCCGCUACACGCUCCAGGUGCAGGCCUCUGAUCGCGGUCAGCCCAACAGUCGCCAGGGACACUGCAACAUCACAAUUCUCGUGGAGGACCAGAAUGACAACGCUCCCCGCUUUGACCUGCCCAAGUAUGUGGCAAGCGUGGCGGAAGAUGCGCCCAUUGGGGCGAGCGUUGUGCGGAUCAAGGCCACCGAUGCGGAUCUGGGCGUGAAUGCGCGUUUGGUUUAUUCGCUGGCCAAUGAGACCCAAUGGCAGUUUGCCAUCGACAGCAAGAGCGGACUCAUAACGACCGUUGGCAAACUCGAUCGGGAGCUGCAGUCCAGCUACAGCUUUAUGGUGCUGGCCACCGAUGGUGGCCGCUACGAGGUCCGCUCUGCCCGCGUGCCCGUGCAGCUCAAUGUCCUGGAUGUGAACGACAAUCGGCCGGUGUUUGAGCGUUAUCCCUACAUUGGACAGGUGCCGGCACUCAUCCAGCCCGGCCAGACGCUGCUCAAAGUCCAGGCACACGAUGCGGACCAAGGACUCAAUGGGGAGCUGCUGUACUCGCUCAAAGGCGAUGCUGGCAAAUUCCGCAUAAAUCCCAACACGGGCGCUUUGAGUGCCACUCAGAGUUUGGCCAGCGAAUCGGGCAGACUGCUCCAACUGGAAGUCAUAGCCAGGGACAAGGGCAACCCGCCACAGAGCAGUGUGGGACUCAUCGAGCUCCUCGUGGGUGAGGCGCCACAGGGCAUGCCCGUGCUGCGCUUCCAAAACGAAACCUACAGAGUGAAGCUGCGGGAGAACUCCCCCACGGGCACGCGGCUCCUUCAAGUGGUGGCCGUACGCAGCGAUGGAAGACGCCAAAAGCUGCAGUUUAGCUUCGGAGCUGGCAACGACGAUGGCAUCUUCUCGCUGGAUCCCACCUCCGGGGAGAUUCGAGUGGCCAAUCCUGCGCUGCUCGACUACGAUCGCUUUGCCACGCCCACACUGGCGGCGCUGAGUCGCGGCCGGGCCAUGCACUACGAGCAGGUGACAGAGGAUCCUUCUGCUGCCGAAGAGGACCGCAAUGGCACACGCAGUCAGCGCGCCUUGGCCUCCACAUCCUUUGCCCUCGCCAGCACCCAACCGAAUGAGCUGCGACUCGUGCUCGUGGCCCGCAGCUCGGAUGGCCCCAACCUCUCCAGCUACGCGGAGCUCAUUGUCGAGCUGGAGGACGAGAACGACAACAGUCCGCAGUUCUCGCAGCGUCAGUUCGUGGCCACCGUCUCCGAGGGCAACAGCAAGGGCACCUUCGUGGCCCAGGUCCAAGCCUUCGAUUCGGAUGCGGGCGCCAAUGCCCGUCUGCGGUAUCACAUUGUCGAUGGCAACCACGAUAAUGCCUUCGUCAUCGAACCCGCCUUCAGUGGCAUUGUCAAGACGAACAUCGUCCUCGAUCGGGAGAUUCGCGAUGUCUACAACCUGAAGAUCAUCGCCACGGACGAGGGUGUGCCACAAAUGACGGGCACUUCGACCAUUCGGGUGCAAAUUGUCGAUGUGAAUGACAAUCAGCCCACGUUUCCGCCCAAUAAUCUUGUGAGCGUGAGUGAAGCAACCGAACUUGGCGCCGUGAUAGCUUCCAUCUCUGCCAACGAUGUGGACACUUAUCCCACACUGACGUACCGCCUGGUCAGCGAUUCCUCUGUGGAUGACGAGAGCCUCACGCUGUUCGCCUUGGAUCGCUACAGCGGCAAGCUGGUGCUGAAGCGCCGCUUGGACUACGAACUGCAGCAGGAGUACCAGCUGGAGGUGAUUGCCUCCGAUGCGGCGCACGAGGCAAGGACAACGCUGACUGUCAGAGUGAAUGAUGAGAAUGACAAUGCGCCGAUCUUCCUGGCACAACAGCCGCCCGCCUACUUUGCCAUUCUGCCCGCUGUGGCCGAAGUGGCAGACAGUCUCUCCAUGGACUUGGAGCUGCUCUCGGUGAAUGCCACAGAUGCGGAUGCGGAGGGCAGCAACUCCCGGAUACAUUACGCCAUUGAGCCACCGAUUGAAGGCUUCUCUGUGGCUGCUGCCAGUGGUUUGGUUUCUGUGAACAUGAGUCGCCUGCAGCUGCCAGAAUCUGCGAGCGGGGAUUACUUUGUGAGAAUUGUGGCCAGAGAUGGAGGGAAACUGCCACUCUCUGGGGCCACGCUGCUGCGAGUUCAAGCCAGCGACAGUGGCUCCGCGCGAUCGCAGUUCCAGCAGACCCAAUACCGCGCACAGAUCAGCGAGGCGGCUCCGCUGGGCACUGUGGUGCUGCAGCUCUCGCAGGAUGUGCAGGAUCAAGCGUUCGUCAUUGCCGCAGGCAACGAGGAGGCCGCCUUUGAGCUGCUGCAAUCCAAGGCCAUUGUGCUGGUGAGGCCACUCGAUCGGGAGCGAAAUGAUCUGUACAAACUGAGACUUUUGAUCAAUCGGGGCGCUUCGGGUGCCUCCGCUGCCGCCUCCAAUUCGAGCGCGGGCAUCACGGUAGUCAUCACCGUACUCGAUGCCAAUGACAAUUUCCCCAUCUUCGAUCGCAGCGCCAAGUACGAGGCGGAGAUCAGCGAGCUGGCGCCGCUGAGGUACUCCAUUGCGCAGUUGGUGGCCCUCGAUGCGGAUCAGGAGAACUCUCCCAACUCCGAGGUGGUCUAUGAUAUAACUUCGGGCAACGAUGAGCACAUGUUCACCAUUGAUCUGGUCUCGGGCGUGCUUUUCGUCAACAAUCGCUUGGACUAUGACAGCGGAGCGACCAGCUAUGAGCUCAUUAUUCGCGCCUGCGACAGCCACCAUCCGCGUCCGCUCUGCAGCCUGCAGCCCUUCCACCUGGAGCUGCACGAUGAGAACGACAAUGAGCCCAAGUUCCCGCUCUCCGAGUACGUGCACUUCAUAGCAGAGAAUGAGCCGCUGGGCAGCAGCGUGUUCCAGGCGCAUGCCAGCGACCUGGACAGAGGACCUUUUGGCGCCUUGAACUACAAGUUGGCAGCCACAGCCGGGGAUGACAGCUCCUGGAAGCUCUUCCGCGUGGACUCCCACUCGGGUUUGGUGUCCUCCGCCGCUGUCUUUGACUACGAGCAGCGUCAGCGCUACGACAUGGAGCUGCGGGCCAGCGACAUGGGUGGCAAGGGUGCACGUGUCGCAGUCCGAGUGGAGAUCGACUCGCGGGAUGAGUUUGCGCCGCAAUUCUCGGAGCGCACUUACCGCUUUGUGCUGCCCGCAGCUGCCGCUCUGCCCCAGGGCUUCGUCGUGGGCCAAGUCACAGCCACAGAUGCGGACAGUGGACCCGAUGGACGCGUUGUCUACCAGCUGAGUGCACCACACACCCACUUCAAGGUGAAUCGCAGCAGCGGCGCGGUGCUGAUCAAACGGAAACUAAAGCUCGAUGACGAUAGUCUCGGCUCACACGAUGGACGGGACAUAAGCCUCGUCAUCUCCGCCUCCUCCGGCAGGCAGAACUCCCUCACUGCGAUGGCCGUGGUGGAGAUUGCGCUGGAUCCACUGGCACAUCCUGGCACGAACCUGGCCAGCGCUGGCAUCAACGGUGGAGGCGGCACCAUGGGCGAUUGGGCCAUUGGGCUGCUCAUCGCCUUCCUGCUGGUGCUCUGCGCUGCCGCGGGCAUUUUCCUCUUCGUUCACAUGCGAAGCCGCAAGCCGCGGAAUGUGGUCAAGCCACAUCUCAGCACGGAGACGGUGGGCGUGGGCAAUUCCAACAGCUACGUGGAUCCCAGCGCCUUCGACACGAUCCCUAUACGCGGUGGCAUUUCGGGUGGUGCUGCAGGCGGCGCCUCGGGGCAGUUUGCGCCGCCAAAGUACGAUGAGAUUCCGCCCUUUGGCCCACAUGCGGGCAGCUCUGGCGCAGCCACCACAUCGGAGCUGUCUGGCUCCGAGCAGUCCGGCUCGAGUGGCCGCGGUUCUGCGGAGGACGAUGGCGAGGAUGAGGAGAUUCGCAUGAUCAACGAGGGACCGCUGCAUCAUCGCGGUGGCGUCGGCGGCGGUGCCGGGGGCAGCGACGAUGGACGCAUCUCGGACAUCUCCGUGCAGAACACGCAGGAAUAUCUGGCGCGUUUGGGCAUCGUGGAUCACGAUCCGAGUGGCAGUGGUGGUGGCGGUGGCGCCUCCAGCAUGGCCGGCAGCAGUCAUCCCAUCCCGAUGCCCAUGACCAUGCCCAUGGUGGACUCGCUGCACAUGUUCCACGACGAGGAUGCGGCCACCGCGCGCUCCGACAUCACGAAUCUCAUCUACGCGAAGCUCAACGAUGUGGCUGGCGGCAACGGAGGCGGCUCCGAGCGUGGCAGCAGCGCGGAUGAUGCUGCCACAACGGCGGGCAGCAUUGGCACCAUUGGCACGGCCAUCACGGGCCACGGCCAUGGCACUGCCAUGAUGGGCAGCUACGGCGAGGUGCCCGUGCCCGUGCCAGUCGUGGUGGGUGGCAGCAAUGUGGGCGGUUCCCUCAGCUCGAUUGUGCACAGCGAGGAGGAGCUGACGGGCAGCUACAACUGGGACUAUCUGCUGGACUGGGGGCCGCAGUAUCAGCCGCUGGCGCACGUCUUCUCGGAGAUUGCGCGGCUCAAGGAUGACACCAUGUCGGAGCAUAGCGGGCACAGCGGCAGCGGCGCCUCCUCCUCCGCCAAGAGCAAGCACUCCUCCUCCCACUCCUCCGCGGGCGCGGGCAGUGUGGUGCUGAAACCGCCGCCACCGCCCACCCACAUCCCCCCGCCGCUGCUCACGAAUGUGGCGCCGCGUGCCAUCAAUCUGCCCAUGCGCCUGCCGCCGCACCUCAGCAUGGCCGGUGGCCUGCCGCGCUCGCCCAUUGGCCACGAGGCCAGCGGCAGCUUCAGCACCUCCUCCGCCAUGUCGCCCUCGUUCUCGCCGUCGCUCUCACCGCUGGCCACACGCUCGCCCUCCAUCUCACCGCUGGGCAGCGGUCCGCCCACCCACCUGCCGCACGUCUCCCUGCCACGCCAUGGCCAUGCGCCGCCGCCACAGCCCACGCAGCGGGGCAAUGUGGGCACAAGGAUGUGAUAGAAGGAGCAGUGGGAUUCAUUUCCGAGGAGCGCUGUACAUGCAUCAUAGUAUUACUUGCAUCCCCCCCAAGCCCAUACCCUUACCAGCACCCUCACACUUGCCACACGCACACAUUAAUGCAAAAUACACACACACAUAAACACCCAUUAAUGUUGUAUAUAUAGAUACUAUUUGAUAGUUAGGUUCGAUAUUUACCUUAUGGUAGCAGUACAUAGAUUUAAUUACACUCGAAAAAGUUAGAACUGAAUUUUUCCG